Beauveria bassiana ARSEF 2860 is the source of this 2724-nucleotide messenger RNA. Its product is annotated as Rad4 transglutaminase-like domain-containing protein. The transcript has 2 exons. The coding region runs from base 1 to 2724 and encodes 907 amino acids. The record is from RefSeq and is a predicted model, not a curated record. Gene Ontology annotation, cellular component: nucleotide-excision repair factor 2 complex; nucleus; XPC complex. Gene Ontology annotation, biological process: nucleotide-excision repair; mismatch repair. NCBI's taxonomy places the organism in Eukaryota, Fungi, Ascomycota, Sordariomycetes, Hypocreales, Cordycipitaceae. Gene Ontology annotation, molecular function: single-stranded DNA binding; damaged DNA binding.
AUGCCACCACAUGUACCGCGCAAGCGCUUGCGCAGUUUGUCGCCUGAUGCCAGACUGCCAAGCAAGCGAAAACCUACUCUCUAUGACGAUCUUGAUGCAUCGACUGCAUCCAAUUCGGCACAGGCGGCUUCUGUAUUCUUAAACAAUGACAUAGACAGUGAUAGCAGCUCUCUUUCUUCUCUUUCAGAUGACGACUUUGAAGACGUGCCUGCCGCGAAACGCGCACCUCUCGAGGACGAGGGUGACGAUGAAGAGGAGGAUGACGACGCCGAAUUUGAGGAUGUUGUGGCACCCGAAAAGCCUACGGAUGACGUGCCACAUGUCACAGGGGAUCUUGAAUUGACCCUUGUUCGAGAUGAUAGAGUUUCACUGACGAAUCCCUUUGGCGACAAAAGAGGACCGUCAAAAAGAGAGAGAUUGGUUCGCAACGCAACCCAUCGCCUGCAUGUUUUAUGUCUCCUUUGGCACAAUGCUGUCCGGAACUCCUGGCUUUGUGAUCCAGAGCUACAAGGCAUCAUGCUCUCGCAUCUCCCCUCGAGAAUGUGGGACGAAGUCGACAGAUGGAAGGAGAAAAGCGGACUUGUGCAACACAAGGCCGUUAAGCCCAAGGAGAAACGCAGAGGUCGCAGUGGUACAAAGGCAAGAGAUUGGGAAGAUAACGCCAAAAAGCUCGAAGAAGGAGUACCUGACAUGAGCAAUGGAGAUCCUCUAUUCAGGCUCGGUCAGGUUCUAGUGGCUUGGUGGAAGCAACGGUUUCGCAUCACCACGCCGGGUUUGCGAAAAUGGGGCUACAUGGCCUUGGAGCGUCUUGAUAGGUUGACAAAGGCAUAUGCAAGCGAAGAUAAAAAUGCCUGGAAAUUCGGCGAACGCCUGGAAAGUAUUGACGAUCUUCGGCAAUGUGCAUCUCGCUGCGAAGGAAGCCGCGACGUUGGCGCAUAUCUCUUCACGGCGCUUCUCAGAGGCCUUGGUUUGGAAAGCCGCUUAGUUGCAAACUUGCAAUGUCUUGGCUACUCAUGGACCAAAUUGGAAGAUGCAGAAGCCGAGCAGGCGCAUGGCGAUCUGCCGACGCGCGCAGCAGACAAUACGCCAAAGAAACACCCCAAAACGAAACGGCGCCACAAGGAGACUCCGGAGACUAAGAGGCCAGAAAGGUCCGCGAGGAAACAGUCAACAAAGGACGCGGAGCUGGAACGCGAGUAUCUGGACUCCGAUGACGAGUCUGUGGUUGAAGUGCAGGUGACGCCUAGCAAAUCCAAGAAACCGGUACAACCUAAAGUUGACGCAGAGCUUUUAUAUCCAAAUUAUUGGACGGAGGUUCUAUCCCCAGUAACAGGCAAUUUUCUGCCCAUCGAACCAGUGGUAAAAGGGAUAGUCGCUACUAAUCGCGACCUCGUCGAGAGUCUGGAGCCUCGCGGCGCAAAGGCUGACAACGCGCGCCAGACCAUAGCAUAUGUGGUAGCUUAUUCUCCUGAUGGUACAGCCAAGGAUGUAACCAUUAGGUAUUUGAAGCGAAGAAUCUUUCCUGGACGCACAAAGGGCACGCGAUAUCCAGUUGAGAAAGUGCCCAUCUACAACAAACAUGGAAAAGUUCAUAAAUACGAGCAGUACGACUGGUUCAAGUCGGCCAUAUCAGGAUACAGACGCGGUGACAAGAAGCGACCUAUGACUGAGAUUGACGAAGUGGAAGAGAGCACGGAUCUGAAGCCGGACAAACCCGAGAUAAAACCUGUACUAGAAGGGGAAGAGACGUUACAAUACUACAAGCAGUCCAAAGAGUUUGUGCUUGGGAGAUAUCUCAAGCGCGAAGAGGCUCUGCGGGCAGGUGCUAAAGCAGUCAAGAAGUUCCAAAACAAGGGCAAAGGCAAGACUGAGGAAGAGGAUGUGUAUUUGAGAUCGGAUGUCUUGAACGUCAAGAGCGCAGAGACCUGGCACAAACAGGGAAGAGCUCCUCUGGAUGGAGAGGAACCAUUGAAGCGAGUGCCAUAUCGUGCUGCAACCACAAAUCGCAGACGUGAGCUGCUAGAGGCAGAAGCAGCAACUGGACAGAAAGUUCUACAGGGUCUGUACAGCUAUGACCAAACAGAUUGGAUCAUACCAGAGCCCAUCAAAGACGGCAUCAUUCCUAAAAAUGAAUACGGGAAUAUCGAUCUAUUUGCCGAACACAUGUGCCCACAAGGUGCUGUCCACGUGCCCUUCAAAGGCACUGUCCGAGUUUGCAAGAAACUAGGAAUCAAUUAUGCCGAAGCUGUAGUGGGCUUCGAGUUUGGGCAUCGCAUGGCCGUGCCAGUGAUCCAAGGUGUCGUAGUUGCCGAAGAGAACCAUGAGAUGGUAAUGGAGCAACUUCAGCAAGACGAGGCCGAGCGACUGCGAAAGGAAGACGAGAAGCGCCGGAAGGCAGCUUUGGCGCAGUGGCGAAAAUUUCUCAUGGGCAUGCGCAUCGUACAGAGGAUUCGCCAGGAAUAUGGUGAGAUUGACGACAAAACCUCCGUGUUUGGUCACAGCAGCAAGACGGGUCUCGCUGGCGCACCAGACCCAGCUGUAAGGGAACAUGAUGAGGCUGAGAACGAGGACAUGGCAGGAGGAUUUUUACCAGAGGGCUACGAAGAAGAAGAGGUUGACGGAAUGGGUCGAGGCGAGCAGACUACAUCGCACUUUUUUCCUGUGGUUGACGAAAAUGAAGCAGAUGAUGAUGAUGAUGGGUUGGUCUUGGAGGAUGAGACAUAG